Dendroctonus ponderosae (mountain pine beetle) is the source of this 2704-nucleotide messenger RNA. It is a transcript of the gene BBS9, whose product is annotated as protein PTHB1. Gene Ontology annotation, cellular component: membrane; BBSome. Lineage: Eukaryota; Metazoa; Arthropoda; Insecta; Coleoptera; Curculionidae. Gene Ontology annotation, biological process: cilium assembly. The record is from RefSeq and is a predicted model, not a curated record. The transcript has 11 exons. The coding region runs from base 17 to 2626 and encodes 869 amino acids.
GUUGAGCCAGAACCAAAUGUCCUUAUUCAAAAUUCGGCAGUUUUGGUCUACGACCAGCGAAGAUGAUGAAUACUUUGAUCAUAAUUCUCUAUUAGUGGCCAAAAUCAAUUCCGACUUUGAUUACGUGGUAACUGGCAGUCAAAGUGGAGUGCUAAGGAUUUUUUGUCCGAAUUGUGAAGUGAGCGAAAAUGGUACGUAUGCAGGAUUUAAUCCCAAUGAUGUUAUUGUGGAGAAAAUCCUGGAUCAUCCCAUACUGCAAGUGGGAAGUGGCCGACUAGUUUCGGGAAAUUCGGCUACUCAAUUAGCCGUGCUUCAUCCUAAAGAGUUACUAGUUUUUUCCUUAAUACUCAAACCUGGUAAAACUCAACAUGGGAACCAAAGUUAUCUGCAAUUAGUGUACGAACACAAACUGCGGAAAUCAUCCGCCAAUUUUGUCAUUGGACCUUUUGGCGAAUCCCAGAAUCGGGACUUUGUAUGUGUUCAAUCCUUGGAUGGAAUUCUCAGUUUUUUCGAACAAGAAAGCCAAAUUUCGUAUGUGGCUUUGCCAGAUUUUUUACUACCCGGACCUCUGGGCUAUGUUAUAAAGACUGACAGUUUUGUAACGGUUUCUUCAAGCUGGGAAAUUGUUUCUUAUAGAUAUAAAACACUUGCGGAAGUAGCUGAAGAAUCCGGCGACCCAAUUCACUUGAAACAGAAAAUAUCCACCGAAUGGGCAUAUAAUUUUGGGGAAUCGGUAAUCGAUCUGCAAGUCAUAAGCGAUGUAAUUAAUAAAGAGGUCUGGAUAGUGGUAUUGGGGGAGAAAAACCUGUUGUGUCUCAGUGAAAACGGCCGACUAAAAUGUAUGAAAAAAUUGGACUACUCUCCAAUUUGCAUGGAGACUUACGUAAUAGAUACCAAUUUAUUUACUUUAGUCACCGCCGAAACCAAUAUGCUAUUGGUUUAUGAAAAUACGAUGCUAAAAUGGUCAGCGCAUCUGGACUUUUUGCCAACAGCCAUUCAUCGAGCAUUUUUGAAAGGAAUUAGAGGCACUUUGGUACUGUUGAGCGAUGAGGGCCGUUUAGAAUGCUGUUAUUUGGGAACGGAGCCGAGUUUUUUUGUUGCACCUCCAGUUAGUGUUCCGGAAAUUGACUUUGAAAAAGCGGAACACGAAUUACUAGCUUUAGAAACCGUCAUUUCCAAAUCAAAUAAUAACGAUGCAACAAUCCAAAAUAACAUCGAAAAAGACCUGGAUGUAACCAUUGCAGUGGAUUCAGAAAUCGUAGUCUGCACAUUUCAGCAUAACAUUAAAAAUGCGGCCAGCAACUACAUGUGCGGCCUCAAAAUUACCAUUGUGCCUCAGGCGUCGUUUCAAGAAGUGCAAGUAACAAUUUUGGUCCAACGUCCAUUGAAAGUGGUGCCCAGUAUACACUUUUUUAGCAAUUUAUGCGAAACCGCCCGGGUUUGCAGCCAUGCGUUUCUAGAUGAAGCGCAAGAUGUGCCUUCUUUAAUUGUAGAAGUCAAAGUUUCUGUGAUCAAUACUUUUGGAGUUCCUCGAGCUUUAACUCGGUUCACUCUGCUGCCCAGUAGCUUAAUUUUAGAGGCUGCUGGUGCCGAAAAGGAGAAUAAGCAUAAAAUCACUCUGACCACCGAUCAACCUCCUAGGGCGUUAGCUAGUUUAUUUGAAGAAUACUGUGAUAGUCAGGCAUCGCCCAAUGCCAUAGGGUUUAAAGGGGCCUCUGGGAACAGAGCCACAAUUCUCGUUGCAAAACAUUCAGAGAAAUACCGUUUGCAAUCCGAUACCGUAACCAUGCUGCCCGUUUUGAUCGAACUUCUUCUAGCUCGUUUAAAAAAGAACUGUGGGCCAGACUGCAAGGUUUUUUUCAGUUCACCUUUACCGGCCAGUGACAUCUUCAAUUACGCUAACGAGCACUUUAUUGCAAAGAGUCGAGUGAAAGAAUUACAGGAAAAUUUGUGCCAGCUAACGGCUCAGUUUCGAUUGAUUCAAAAGCGCCUUAUCGCCAAAUAUAGAGCUAAAAACCCGAUCUCCUUAAAGCCUUUAGAGCUCUUGCUAGGAGACACUUACACAGAUAUAUCGGAAAUUACCGACAAAUUGGAAUGCGAGCUGGAGAAUCUGGCGAAAGCUCAAAGCGAUUUGGCUUGCGCCUUAUAUUUGGCAAAACAGUUGAUCGAUUUACUUCACGUUGAUAAGGAUUUGAUGAGCAUGAUUAGUUCGCUGUUUUGCACCAAUGUGAAGGAUUUAGAUAUACAGGCUUGGGAGGAUGUUAUGGAUGCUUCGUUCUGCUAUUUGCUCAGAACUCUGCUGGCUAAAACAGAAAAAGAUCGGUUGAGAGCUCCACACACUAGUUUCGAUGAAGUGAAAGAUUUGGCGAAGUUUGAGAAGCAUUUGGGGCAGGUUUUGGAAAGAUUGCCAAAACAGCAUGCACUGAAGGAAGAUGAUGAUGUUUUUGAUAAAGAUGAGUCUCAGAAACCUGAUUCUGACCAAUCAGAAGAGGUAAAAGCUGGAAAACCAAUUGGAAGUCAGUAUGGAGAAUUUAGUUCAAGGUUGCUUUCUGCAAGGAAAAGUCUUAGGAUGCAUAAACCCAACCAGGGUCAAAAUAGUGCAGACCCAAAUGAGCCUAUCACAUAAUUUCUUGUAAUUAAUAGUUGAUGUUUUAACCACUAAUGGUGUGCGCAUUUGGUUAAUUAGAAUUUAUUACGGUCAUUA